This is a messenger RNA of Klebsormidium nitens, 999 nucleotides long. Lineage: Eukaryota; Viridiplantae; Streptophyta; Klebsormidiophyceae; Klebsormidiales; Klebsormidiaceae. The record is from the annotation of a GenBank genome assembly.
AUGGUGGACGUCGACCCCGGAGCUCAAGGUGGAGCUGCUCUUCAAGCAGCUAUCGGCCAGCUCACAGAGGUGGUCGCCGAAAUGGCAGGCCAGAUGCAGCAUAUGCAGGCCCAGCUGGAGGAGCAAAGGGCGACUGCAGCUGCAGCUGGUGGUGCAGGGGUACCUCCCAUGGAACCCGCUGCAGAGGCACAAGUACCAGCGGCAGGGGUACCUGGUGCUGGUAUACCUGGUGGUAAAAAUCUCAGAUUGAGGUUUUCAGAGGUCUAUGAUGGUUCGUCCACCGCAGGUGCAGUGGAGAACUUCAUUUUCGACUAUGAGAUGUACUUUGAGGGGAUGGACACACCUGUUGAUAAGCAGGUUUAUCUUGCUGCUGGUUUGUUAACCGGGAGUGCAAAGUCUUGGUGGCGGUACACCGGCCUGGCCCAUGGGGGCAACCAGACCUUGUACUCCUGGGAUGCAUUCUCUGGGGAGCUCUUGUCCCGGUUCCGAGCUGUUAACUCCACACGCCAUGCCAGAGAUAAGCUUGCGGGUCUUAGGCAGGACGGCAGUGUCAGGACGUAUGCUCAAACCAUGCAAGAGUCAUCCCUGCAGGUACCCGGUAUCCAGGACGAGGAGCUCCUGGACCGGUUCAUCCGCGGCCUCAAACCCCGCACACGCCAGGAAGUUAUCAUGCGUGAGCCCGAAACCUUCGAGGAAGCGGUUAAGCUUGCUGACCGCUAUGACUCAUUGUGGGGCUCUGCUGGGUUACAGUCUGGUUUUGCACGACCUACAUUUGCAGCUAAUGGGGUGCGGACUUCCAGGGUCCAAACCCCUCUCAGCUUCUCUAACCCCGCGCCCACCAGGCAACCGGGGCACUUGAUCGCCGAGUGCCCCAAUAAACCCCCUGUGCAGAGAACUGUCGCCCAAGGCGAGCGACCAGCUGAUCCCACCGAGCACCCCAACCUCAUCGACUUCGGGCUCGAAGAGCCUAGGUGCUCGGAAAACUCUCUGCCCCAGUAG